AUUGUGUACACCCUGCAUCACAACCUUCGAGGUCCAUUUUCGAUCAGUACAUCCGCAUUUCGCAACAGCCGUCUUCUGCCAGGGACCAGCACGGAACCCAGAUUUUCUAUUCUUCAAACAACUAGUUCCAUCUGCCACGUCUCUGCAGACAGCCCUCCGUCAUGUCUGUCGCAGGAGCCCAGCAGGCGAUCACGCAGGGCGCCAUCGACGCCAUUUUCAACGAUGCGGACAACGUCGGCCAACGCUUUCCUGUCCCAGUCUUGCAAUGCCUUCAAGUCAAAGCUCUGCCCGCUCAGGGACCAGGGAACCAGCCCGAGCGAUACCGUGUGGUGCUCAGCGAUAUCCGGAACUACGUGCAGUGCAUGCUAGCAACUCAGGCCAACGCUGCCAUCCAUGAUGGUACGCUCGAGAGAGGCGUUCUCGUUCGGGUGAAGUCCUACCAGGCGAACAAUGUCAAGGGCAAGAACAUCCUCAUUAUCCUCGACCUGGAGGUUGCGACAGAACUGGGCAACCACGAUCGUAUCGGCGAGCCCCAAGCCAUCGAGGCCAAGCCACAAGGCCAAGCCAACACCACCAUCGGAGGCACCGGUUUCUACGGUGCUAAGACAGAGUCAUCGGCAGCGAUAAAGUCGGAGCCGAUGUCGUCGCGCGCAGGUGGUGCCAGCAACGGCGCUCCUGGCAAGCACGGCAACAACGUCAUCUACCCUAUCGAGUCUCUGUCGCCCUACUCGCACAAGUGGACAAUCAAGGCCCGCGUCUCCUCGAAAUCCGAUAUCAAGACAUGGCACAAGGCCUCGGGAGAGGGCAAGCUGUUUUCAUGCAACCUGCUGGAUGAGAGUGGCGAGAUCAAGGCCACCGCCUUCAACGAGCAGUGUGACCAGUUUUACGAUGUGCUGCAGGAGGGUCAAGUCUACUACAUCAGCAAUCCUUGCAGGGUUUCGCUGGCCAAGAAGCAGUUCACCAACCUCCCCAAUGACUAUGAGCUUGCCUUUGAGCGAGACACUGUCAUCGAGAAAGCCGAGGACCAGUCCAGCGUCCCGCAAGUCAAGUUCAACUUCACCAACAUCCAGGAGCUCCAGAAUGUUGAGAAGGAUGCGACUGUAGACAUCAUUGGUGUGCUGAAGGAAGUCGGGGAGGUUUCGCAGAUUACUUCAAAGAGCACCGGCAAGCCAUACGACAAGCGCGAGCUGACUCUGGUGGAUGACUCGCAAUUUUCCAUUCGCCUCACAGUAUGGGGCAAGACGGCUACCUCAUUCUCAACAGCGCCAGAGUCAAUUGUCGCGUUCAAGGGCACAAAGGUCUCUGACUUCGGAGGCCGGUCACUGUCGCUCCUGUCGUCCGGCACAAUGACUGUUGAUCCCGAUAUCUCCGAGGCGCACCGGCUCAAGGGCUGGUAUGACGCUCAAGGUCGUGCAGACAACUUCGCCACCCACACCAACAUGUCUACUGUUGGAGCGGCCACGGGCCGGCAGGAUCAGACAAAGAGCAUCUCCCAAGUCAAGGAUGAAAAUCUUGGAAUGGAGGAUGCCGCCUACUUCACGACCAAGGCCACCAUUGUGUACGUGAAGCAGGAGAACUUUGCUUAUCCCGCAUGCCGAAACGAGGGCUGCAAUAAGAAGGUUGUCGACCAGGGAGAUGGUCAGUGGCGGUGCGAGAAGUGCGACGUCGCACACUCGCGGCCCGAAUACCGUUACAUCAUGAGCGUCAACGUCAACGACCACACUGGCCAGAUGUGGCUGUCUUGCUUCGACGAAGUCGGCCGCGUCGUUCUUGGCAUGAGUGCGGACGACCUCAUGGAACUCAAGGAGAACGACGAGCAGGCGUUUGCGGCGGCGUUCGAAAAGGCCAACUGUUCCAAGCUCAGCUUCCGGUGCAGAGCCAAGAUGGACACAUACGGCGACAUGCAGAGGGUACGCUACCAAGUCAUGAGCGCCACCCCGAUUGACUUCAAGUCUGAAUCAGCCCGGCUGGCUGAUCUGAUCAAGCAGUUCAGCAUGAACUGAGUUGUUGUCUUGACAAGUGGGAAUGGUGUUCCAAAGAUGAUGGAUAGCUUCACGGGAGACUGUACAUCAGCAUUCUUUGUAGAUAGAGCAACGAAUACGGUGGUAAUGAGAUUAUGAAAUUUCCGAUCUGUACGUAUUGCGAGUCGAGCAUAUCUUAGACCAGGAACGCUUCAACAACCAGAGGUUGUCAAUAGC
This is a messenger RNA of Microdochium trichocladiopsis, 2198 nucleotides long. RefSeq names its product replication factor-A protein 1. Lineage: Eukaryota; Fungi; Ascomycota; Sordariomycetes; Xylariales; Microdochiaceae. Gene Ontology annotation, cellular component: nucleus. The coding region runs from base 162 to 2003 and encodes 613 amino acids. The record is from RefSeq and is a predicted model, not a curated record. Gene Ontology annotation, biological process: DNA replication; DNA repair; DNA recombination. Gene Ontology annotation, molecular function: DNA binding. The transcript is spliced from 5 exons.